UGUUAUCACGUGACUUGAAACGAGAUUUUUAUUUUCAGAACUGGUACGUUAUUUUUCCAGCUGUGCUACAAAUAGAAUUACAGCUUCAGACAUGUUGAUAGAUGACUUAGAGCAGUUGAAAGACUGGCUAACAGCUCAAUUGUCACCAAUUUGUGAGGCAGAUCCGAGUGCACUAGCCAAGUAUGUUGUGGCACUUGUGAAGAAAGAUAAACCCAUCUCAGAACUCAAGGACAGUUGUACUGACCAGCUAGAUGUCUUUUUACAGACAAAAACAAAAGAUUUUGUGGACACAUUAUUUGAAGUGAUAGAUAACAAGUCAUACAUCAAAGAGAAAGAGGAGACAGCUGCCCCUCUCCCAGACAGUGCCGCCCCAGAUGAAGCCCCACCCACAGAGAAUGAUGCUACCCUGGCACCAAGUGACCAGCAACUGGUUACAUCCACAUCAAAAAUAGAUAUUAAAAGAGAAGAGGAUUUACAGAAAGCAUUUCCAAUAGGAGAAAACCGACCUAGAAAAUCUCGAUCAAGAAGCUUAUCUCCUAGAACUAGAUCCAGAGAAGAUGAUAGGAGAAGAAGAGUAGAUGAAAGACGGAAUUUUGACAGAGGUUAUCCUCGUAGACGAUCAACAAGUCCUAGAUUAAGAAGAUACAGAUCAAGGUCACCAUAUAGACGAAGGUCACCUUUUAGACCUAUCAGAGGUCGUGGUCGAGGACGCUCCCGAUCAAGAUCAUGGUCCAGAAGCUGGUCAAGGUCACCAAGGAGUAGAUCAAGAGAAAGAAUUAGGUCAAGGUCACCAGGAGGUAGGAUUAGAUCAAGGUCACCUGGAGGAGGCUUGAAAUCAAAGUCACCUGCUGGAAGAAUCAGAUCAAGAUCACCUGGCGGUCGUAUCAGAUCACGUUCCCCUGGUGGAAGAAUAAGGUCACGCUCACCUGGAGGUCGUAUAAGGUCAAGGUCGCCUGUAGGAAGAUUACGUUCGAGGUCACCAGGUGCACGUUCACCAAGACGUGAGGUCAGAGCAAGGUCACCGAGGGGAAGAUCUCCGUACAGACGCUCAAUUUCACCAAGAUUUAGAUCAAGGUCACCCAGAAAAAGGUCAAGGUCUCCUGUAGGUUCAAGAAGUCCAAGAUCAAGGUCACCAUUGUCACCUAACAGAUCAAGGUCUAGAUCACCUGUAAGAAAAGUGCGUAGAAACAGCUUAGAUAGUCGAGGUCCAACACCAACGCAAGAGAAUGGACUGGCUGAUAGUUCUAAUCCAACUCCGGCUGACUCGCACAGCUCUAUCUCUGUUGUGACACACACGUCUGGGAGAUACGGAGAGGUGCAGUCAGCAUCUGGGAUACGAUGUAGGGACUAUGAUGAGAAAGGAUUUUGUGUUAGGGGAGACCUGUGUGUAUAUGAUCAUGGAAAUGACCCGGUAGUCGUGGAAAGUGUUUCACAAUAUCCGUCAGGUCACCCACCUCAUCAUUCUGGACAUCCACCAGGCCCCCCACCCCCUAUGCACAUGGGUAUUCCACCCCCUGGAUUUUUCUCCAACAGAAUGCCCGGUCCACCAAUACAUGUUCGACCUGAUUUCCGUCAUCAGGAGCCAUACAAUCCUGAAGCACCAGGACUCACAAGAUCAGGUCCGCCUCCAUUUUGGCCUGGAGGCCCUGACAACAUGCCCCCUUUUAUGAAAGGUCCGCCCCCUACAGUCCCACCACCCAAUCAUGUUCCAGUGAAGUCAAGACUUGGUACCAGAGGAGAUCUAGUAAACCUUACUGUCAGAAGGGAAGUCAAAGAUGACCAAGACGAUGAGGAUACUCCAUCAUCAUCAACUAGAACUGUGAUAGCCCCUAAAGAUGAGCCCCCUUUGUCAUUGUCUCAACCCCCACCCCCAGGGGUACCAGUUGCAGAAACAACAUCAACUGGUCCCCCACCAGGACCUCAAGGUCAUUUCCAACAUCAUCAACAGAGGUUCCAUCCAUAUCAGAGAUUCUCAGGGCCAAGGAAACCAUUUGAUUAUAACCGUAUUGGAGGUUACAGACGUCCUGAUCAGACAAAUUGUACAUUAGAAGUUAGAAAGAUACCACAAGAGUUCAACAACAUAGCCAAAAUAAAUGAACAUUUUGGAAAGUUUGGUUCACUCACAAAUAUACAGGUGAAGUUUGAAGGAGACCCAGAGGCUGCCCUGGUGUCAUUCUCCAGUAACCAGGAGGCUCUCAGCUGUUAUAAAUGUCCUGAGCCGGUAUUUAACAACCGAUUUAUCAAACUAUUCUGGCAUCAGAAAAACAAAGAUACUACCAACCAGGAUGCUUCUCCAGUAUCUACUACCACACAGGGUGUAGCGCAAGAAGACUCUAAUGUUUCACUGAAGUCAAGGCUCGGACCCAUACCACCAGCAAGCAAAAUGCAAUUGAAUAAUCUCAUUAAAAAAUCCACAGAAAAUGCGGUGACAUCAGAUACUUCCCCCACUGUGACACACGCAGAACAGAGUAUAUCAUAUAUUACAACUGGAAUUAGUAAGACUGUUUUCAACCCAGCUGCAGCAGCAAUGGCUGCACGGGCCAAGGCUCAGGCUUCAUUGUCCAGUCCUACAGCUGUGAAAGCGGCAGACUUUGUAUCUAAAAUGGAAAAAGUUAAACAGAUGGAUGCUAUGAAGAAGGAGGCUGCAGCUAAGAAGUUAGAGAUACAGAAAAAUAAGCAGGAUCUAUUGAAGAGGCAGAUUGAACAACAAAAGAAACUGAUAGCAACAUUAGAGAAAAAUAAAGACAUGAAAGAACCAAACAAGAAAGCUAUUAUGGAGACCUUAAAGACAUUAAGUAACAGUAUAGAUAAGUUAAAGACAGAGUUAAGUACCGGUGGUAUAGGAUUAAAGCUGGAGAUAGGAGGGCUGCCGGUGACUGGCAUUACUGUGAAAUCCCCGGAGCAAGCUAAGAAAGAGAUCUUAGACAUGGAGCUGGAGCUGAUGACGAAACCUUCGACAGGCGAGGAGACGUUAGAACUGAAGAAAAAAUUGAACGAGCUUACUAAAGUGGCAAAUUCUAUGGGUAUACUUGGGCGUGGCAGAGGGAGAGGAGCUGUAGCUCGAGGUCGCGCAGCCACUACCUGGGUGGCCAGUGGUAUUACCCCACCAGCUGGUCCUCCUGCCUUUGGAAGAGGAAGGGGCCGUGGUGCUUUGUUUGGAAAGGCUGGAGCAGCUAUAAGGACCCUGGAUAGAAGACCAAAAGUUGUGGAGGUGAUGGGAUUUGAUGCGGAAGAGCAAGAAGAAAUCACUAGUCAUUUAAAUGAAUUGAAGGAAGUGGAGAAAGUGGAGCUCAAUAUGGACAUUCCCAGUGCAAUAGUGACAUUUAAAACACGCAGGGCAGCAGAAAUGGGUAUUUUACACGGUGGAAAGUUUAAGACGAAAAUGUUGAAGAUGAACUGGCAUAUACCUAAGCCAGACUUCUCAAGGAGUAUAAGUUCUUUAUCUGCAGACUCAGAGGAUCAUGAGGAAAUAGACGAGGAAGCACUGUUAGCCGGGGUGGAAGACGAAGAGGAGGAAAAUGAAGAGGAAAGAUCAUGGCGACCUUGACCUGUGGGUGAUGACAUAGACAACUUUUGACCUUUUUUUAAAAAUUAUUAAAGACAUUUGGUUGUUAAAAAAACAAUUGUGCUAUUUAUUUUGAUGCCAAUCACUAGUUUUGUGUGCCAUCUACAAAAAAUGAUAGGUGUAUAUAAAUGAAUGUACUUUUAUGUAAAAUAAUAUUACUUCCUGCUUAUAACUAUCAGAAAUCUCUGUUACUCAACACUUAACUGCAAUUAUAUGCUUUCAUAAGAAGGAAGUACGGUUUAUGACCUCUUUAUUUAAGUUGAUGCAUGUUUUUUUUGUGAAUUUUAUAUAUUAUAUCUUCAUAAUAUUAAUGAUGGAAUAGAAUGUGUUGAUAAAAAUGCAUUUUAUAAAAUGCAUUUUUUUCUGUGUGUUCUUUAUCAUUAUAUUAAUGUUUCUUAUUAAUUGAAAUUAUAAAAUAUAUGUGUUUUUUUUUCAAAUAUGUGUAAAGUUAAAUAGUGAAUAGUUAAGGUGAAGAGUAUUAGUUGAAAAUGAUGCAAAUUUGAUGCAUUUAAACAAUUUACAGAAUGGUACAACUUCAAAGUUUAUUGUAGCAUAAAAGUGAUAGUUCAAAGACAUUGUUAAACAUUCUAAUGUGCAUGGUUAUGUUAAAAAACUCUUAUGUACAUUGUAGCAUUUGAAUUUAAGCUUGCUUAUAAAUUGAAGAAAAUGUUUUCUUCUAUGAUGGGAUGUUUCUUGUUGUUGUUGGAAUUUUUUUGUGUUUUAUUAUUUUUUUUCAUUGAGCACUGACAGAGAUAAGCUGUUUUGUAAAGACAUUUGUUAACUAUAUUUUGUAGUAUUGGCUUGUAAACAUUGUCUGUCACAAUACAAGGGGGAUUAAUUAUUUCUUGAACCCUCAGCUGGCUGGUGGCCACAGAUCUAUCUCCUGCACCAGUGCAGACCUGGACUAGCCGGCAUAUAUGUUAGUGCCAUCUGACAUCAUAUAUGCCAUCUUGGUCACGGCUGCACUGUUUCGCUAAUCACCAAGUGCAUGUUUUGAAAUUUGAAAAAAAAUAUAAUAAUAAUAAUGGUUUGGAGUGUUAAGGGUAAAAGAAGCUGGGUGAUUUAUUAUAGAAGGAGGGUUUAUAAGUACCAGCCAGAAAGGGAUGUAAAGGAAAUUG
Messenger RNA from Ruditapes philippinarum (Manila clam), 4683 nucleotides. RefSeq names its product RNA-binding protein 26-like. The coding region runs from base 92 to 3547 and encodes 1151 amino acids. The record is from RefSeq and is a predicted model, not a curated record. Gene Ontology annotation, molecular function: RNA binding; metal ion binding. Gene Ontology annotation, cellular component: nucleus. Gene Ontology annotation, biological process: mRNA processing. The transcript has 22 exons. NCBI's taxonomy places the organism in Eukaryota, Metazoa, Mollusca, Bivalvia, Venerida, Veneridae.